Molecule: messenger RNA, 513 nt
Organism: Fulvia fulva
Lineage: Eukaryota; Fungi; Ascomycota; Dothideomycetes; Mycosphaerellales; Mycosphaerellaceae
Product: Ribosomal protein arginine N-methyltransferase rmt3
Exons: 2
Coding region: 1-513 (170 amino acids)
Source: RefSeq, a predicted model, not a curated record
AUGCCAGGCUUGCCACAUGGCUGGCGCAUGAGGAAUAAGGAUGGUGAGGUUGCGGGACCACCGCCCGAGGCAGACGGCGUCUACGACUCUCAGGAUGAAGACAGCGAGGACGGAUUUGCUGAAGCAUUGGAUGUGCGGCCUGACUCGGAAGGCUGGGAAGAUGCAGAGGAUGACACUGAGGUGCUGAGUAUCAAGUGUCUGCUCUGUGACGAGAAGUUUCCUACUGCUCAGGCCAUGUCGGAGCAUUGCGCCAAGACCCACGAUUUUGACCUGGUCUCUGUUCAGCGGCAACACAAGCUCGACUUCUACACAACCAUCAAAUUUGUCAACUACAUCAGAUCAGAAGUGAAGGCUGGCAAGGAGCGACCCGACGUGAGCGAUGCAGCUUCAUGGAGCGAUGACAAGUUCCUGCAACCGGCGCUUGACGAGGAUGCAUUGCUAUUCAGUCUCGAUGAUAUCCUGGACGCUCCUGUAGAAGCGGAAGACGAUACACAGGCCGGAUCAUCGAAGUGA